This is a messenger RNA of Danaus plexippus (monarch butterfly), 4187 nucleotides long. RefSeq lists its product as uncharacterized. The transcript is spliced from 21 exons. Gene Ontology annotation, biological process: regulation of DNA-templated transcription. The record is from RefSeq and is a predicted model, not a curated record. NCBI's taxonomy places the organism in Eukaryota, Metazoa, Arthropoda, Insecta, Lepidoptera, Nymphalidae. Gene Ontology annotation, molecular function: transcription coregulator activity. The coding region runs from base 177 to 4172 and encodes 1331 amino acids. Gene Ontology annotation, cellular component: nucleus.
UUAUACGAUCGGACGAAAGGAAGUUUAAUUUACUAUUUAUUAAUAAGAAUAAGCUGUGUAUAAACCAAUAUAAAUAUAUAUUUCUGAAUUAUCGGAAUAUACUUAUUUGAUUCAAUAAUUUAAGUUAUAAAUUAAAAGUUGGUUACCAAAAGUUUGUUGAAAAAAAUAAUAAUAAGAUGGAUAAAAAUAAAGAAGAUGGAAUUGAUAAUAACUCUUCUUUAGAAGACUCAGCUUCCAAAAACAAAUUAAAAAACCGCUGUAGAAAAAGAAAACGAAUUAAUAGCAAUUCUAGCACGGACCUGGAUGAUGUACUGCCAGAAAACACUCUAGAUGUUGAGAAGAAUCUUCAUGCUGCGGCAUUGAAGAAUAAUUUGGAUGAUAUUAGUGUAAAAAAAAUUUUAAAGAAAGUUGUAACAAACGAUCAUGUUCUUGCUCUUGUGAAAUUACGAGAGGAGGAAAUGGAUUCAGGAACGGAGGAUGGACUUCAACCAAAGCUUACAAGAUCCAAAUUCAAGGAACUGAUGAAAGUAUCACCCAGUACAGCAACAUGGAAUUCCAUAGAAUUGACACCAAUAAAACAUAUACCAGUGAAGACGAGACCUGAAGUGAAGGCUUUGAUAGCACAGGAGCUCCCCGAUGAUGAAGAUGAUGAUGAAUAUGAGCCAGCUCAUGAUGAAGUACCAAGCGACGACGAGCACGCUUUAGAAUCCUGUAGCGACUUGGAGUCCCAACCGCGGACCCCGGCAACGCCGCAGAGACAGAAAACUGUUGACCUUUUACAGGAUGGACCAUUUAAAAUACCUCAAGAAUUAACAACGAAAUCAUUAAAGAAGGAUGAGGAGGCGACUAUCGCGCUCCGUACUCGGUCCAAGCUGAGUUUGUCGUCAACGUCCAUAGAGCAUAUAGAGAGCUCGUUCGUACCACCCGACGACAUCCCCAUGCCGGCCGUCGACGACCUCUGGAACAAGUUCCUGGAGGAGUGCCUCAACCCGGCCCCGAACGCGAGGCACGAGGACGACGACGAGACCGACCCCGAGUACAACGUGGCCGCCGACCCUGAUGCUAAUGAAGAAGACGAGGAGGCGUUAGAGAAUAGUAUAAUAAAGAUAUCCAAAAAGGAACUCAAUGACCUGGUGACGGAGCUGCUCAAUGUGUUACCGCAGGGCUCCGAGGAACAGCUGGCCAGUGAAAUGGGUGUCAUAGAGGCUGGGAGCGGAGAUAUGAUGAAAGCGACAUGGGAAGGAAAGCAAGAGCCGACUUCAGACGAGGAGUUGAAGCUAACGAUCGCUGCUGUAGAGAGAUACGACACGAGAUCCGUCGGCAAGGAGGAGCCUGCGGACCUGGACGACGGCGGAAACAAUGAUACACGGGCUGGCGCGGGCGGGGAGAACCACGCGCCCGCUGCGGGUAUGGUCAGCACAGCUCCUGGUACGGUUCAGAUCUCGGUGGUAGAGCAUCAGUCGGGGGUCCAGCCCCUCUCCCCGCGCCUGACGCCGCCCGCACCCCUCAGACACCUGCAACAGAGGGACGCCCCGCCCACAGCCGUUCGCGUACAGCUGGAUAGAGACAUGCAGAUAUAUCCGGAGCAGGUUCUGAUCCUUGAGCAGCAGCUCCGUCAGCACAUACAGCUGUCGACCACCUACUUCCUCCAGCUGUACGUACACCCCGUGCAUUGGGCGCACGCUCCCAAAUAUAAAGAGUACUUGGAAUCUCUAGAUAAACUAGCGAGGGCCAAUCCGCGUUCGGUGGCUAAUGUUUGUAAUCUGAAACCAGCUCUGGAACUGGUGAAGGGCUGGGAGGACUCCGUCUCCGAGAAUACACCGGAGAACGCGCAAAUGGUGGAGUUUAUUCAAAAGGAAGUCGAGAAAAGUCGGAAACGGAUAUCCCAGAACAGUGUGCACCUGGGUGACUUCCCGGAACUGUUCAAGCGAGUGGUGUCCAACAGCUCCGUGUUCCUGUACCCUUACCUCCUGCCGCCCUGUCCCUGUAGAGCUGACUUCACUAACAAAAAAUACGGUUACUUCAUAUCUGAAGACGAGUUGAUGGUGUUAGGUUUGGAUCAGUUCUCAAAGUACGUGGAAGAUAACCCCUCGCUAUAUAAGAAGCCUCGCGUCCAUCCCCGCAAGCGGUGGAGUCUAUCUACGGCUGCUGAGCUGACCUGCAAGUACAUGUUCCCUUGGAUGAACGUGCGCUCCCUACUGGGACAUGUUCACCUGGUGAGGAGGACCGGAGACAAGAGCAACCCCAUAGUUAAAUACUUCCAAGACGGCACGAUAGUCCCCGUUAAACACAAGUUACUGCCUUUCAACCCCUCACUGACGUUAUACGAGCAACCGGAGUUUGAAAUACCAAGAAUAUGGAUUAGAUAUCUGGCGAAAGGAAGCAAACGGUUUAAAGAUUCUCUGUAUCGUAAGUCUCAAACGACAAUACAGCCAGCGGGAGUGGAUGUAGCAACGAAUGUGAUACCGCAACAAAAAAAUCCGCUACCCAUAGACUUCACGAAACCUAUAGAGAGCGGUAGAAUUAACGUCAGACAGAGGCCCAAAAGCGUCCUGACGAACAAGGUAGAUAUAUCCAUAGAAACGCAGGACAACCCGACCUCCACUGUCUAUAUCGCAGCUAAUAUCUUCACUCUCGUAAAUACGAGCGACGGGACGAAGCUGAUGCCAUUGCAGGUUACAACCAACACCGUCGAUACAGCUACAGCUCCUAUAUGCACGCCGGUAGUGUUAAAUAACUUACCAGAAAAUUCGGUGAGGUUAAAAUUGGAUGACGUCAUUCGCAAUUUCGCCGACACCAGAGACCAAAUUAAAGAGAAGGAAAAGGAAAAACAAAGUCAUUGCAAGUGCUGCCAUCUCUUGCGUAGAAUAUGUAAAACUCGACAGUCACUAAUAACCGACUACUUCAAUAGUAACAAAAAGUCAAUAACAGUCUGUGAAUGUAAGAACAGGAAAUAUCCAAACGUAACUAAUAAAUUGAAAUUAUUAGUAAAUAGUUACAAAUCGUUAUCAGUGACCGUGUAUAAUGAUUUGAAGGCGAGAAUAGAAAUGAUGAAGACGGGGUCAAGUGAGACACAAGAAAUAGAAACGAAUCAAGAAGAUUUUAUUGACGCAAUGAAAUAUCAAAUUAAGUUAAUUCAAAGGGCCAACAUAGCGAGAGACAAUAGAAUGAAGGUUAAAGUGAACAACACGUUGGGCAAGUUCGAUACAGACGAAGGGAAUCCUUUGCAUUUAGCUAGUGAGCUGCAUAAAAUAUUCGAUGUCGAGUUGGCGGACCUCUACAACGAGUUCCUCAUGUUUCUGACGCCAAAGCAAGCUGACGAAAUCGAUAAGUUCAAAGAUUAUUUCAUUACAAGCCGCAUGAAGGAUUUGAUAAAAAAAACUGAGGAGCAAUUAAAAGGAAAUCCAAUUCAGGAUAAGCUUCUGGGCGAAUUGAAUUCAUUUAUAUUCAGUAAGCUCACCGCGUGUGAGAUGUGUUGCCGUCUGUUAGAGCACAUGCACAGCCAUCCAGACCUCGCUAGAUAUACAUUUGAACUGUUCCCACACAAAUGGAGGCAGCAGGAUUUUAUUAAUUCUGAAUUUCAACAGAAUGCCAUAAAAGUGACGAACAUAAACCCAUCAAUAAUAAUCAAUCAAAGAAAUGACAUUGACAUGUCAGAACCAGUAAACGAUAAUCAACACAAUGAGACAGCGGUGACAUGUGAGGAAACUGCUGUAACUAUGGACUAUGAAGCGGAUGAUGAUUCUACAAGUGAUGAAGAGGAUGCAGAGAAAACGUUAGUUGAAAAAAACUCGAGCACACCGGAAGUAGAUAAUGAUAAUGUUAAACUAUUCUCUACAAUCAAACAUGAAGUUAUCGAAACUGUGGACUUGAGCGUCACGAAAGCGGAACUACAAGACAGUAACUCAUCAGACAUGUCAAUGUUGGUGAUGUCUGAUGAUGAAGCUAUAAAACAUGAACCGUGCGAGUGGAAGCGUGAUGAGGACAAGCUCAUCCUGGAGGUGCUCAAGGAGUUCUUGACUCCGGAGCAGAUAAAGGACAAAACUAUAAUAGAGAUAAUAGAAGAGAGACAUCUUCUGACACAGAUAGCGGAGAACUUGGACAAGUCGUUGGAGGAUGUGAGGGAGCGGGUGCUGUAUUUAUUGCAAGUACUCGGUAGUGAUGCCAAAUAAACUGUUUUAUUAUUA